Molecule: messenger RNA, 562 nt
Organism: Toxoplasma gondii ME49
Lineage: Eukaryota; Apicomplexa; Conoidasida; Eucoccidiorida; Sarcocystidae
Exons: 2
Coding region: 149-562 (137 amino acids)
Source: RefSeq, a predicted model, not a curated record
GCCGUACCCUCAGUUUAUAGCGGCCGUUCCCACGAGACCCCGCAACUCAAACAGGAGAGCGUGGCAGCGAGGAGUGAGGCGACUUCCUGGUAACAGCUUUUGAGAAGAAUGUAGGGAAAAGGUGGGCUACUGCGAAACAGAAUUUAUUAUGUUCGCGCAGAAAAUUUGUCAACACCCCGCCCUCACUGACAGAGAAGAGGGCGCGCGGAGACACACUGGAGGAGCGCGCUGGUGUUCUGCGAGCUUCGCGAACAUCACCUUCGCUGACAUGAGUGCCAACAGUCGUAGGAUUGCAACUCUCGUACCGGACGUAGAUUUGACACAGAAGCCGUGUGUGGAAUGGCUUUCAGGACCACAUCAUGCGUGCACACUGCCGCGCUACGUUUCCGCUGCAGACGCUCACGCAGGAGGCACCGCUGUAAACUUGUGGCACGCUGACUUCAGUGACACACACACAGGCACUGCGACGCAGAAAACAUGCUGUUAUAAGCGCCCGCUAUUCUGGACAGCCAACGUCUCUGCCACCCUCAGGGGCCUUGCAGCUGCGUAUGUAAAACAGUGA